Molecule: messenger RNA, 270 nt
Organism: Hydatigera taeniaeformis
Lineage: Eukaryota; Metazoa; Platyhelminthes; Cestoda; Cyclophyllidea; Taeniidae
Source: the annotation of a GenBank genome assembly
AUGGCACGAGGUGUAGCCCUGCUUUUUGGUGCUCUACUCUUCAAGUUUGUUGGACUUGUCCUCGUCUACGGUGUACCCGUACCCACCGGCGUCAUGCUACCUAGCAUUAUGGUGGGUUUCUCUCUCUUACGGAUCUAUGCACCAAAUAUUUUAGGUCUUAGGUUGCGAGAUACUACCUCUACUUCUCACUUUCUGCAUUUUCCAGAGGGCCGUGUCGCUUUUUUCCUUGGCAAUUUGAUGAUCGAUUGUGGCUUGUUGAUUGCGUGUUAA